UUUGUGUUUAAGGACUGAUACUGGACAAGGGCGGGACAUUUGAACACGCCUUCAUGGUGGCAGCAUUCGUGAUUUUGUUGGGCGCGGCCCUGGGGAUGACCACGGUGGUGUUCCAGCCGACCAAGGACUGUCCAGAUGUACCGGAUGUGGAUCUCAUCGUCCCGAACAACCGGGAAGUAAACGAAACCACCUCGUCGAUGGUCGCCAGCGCUCAUAGUCAUAUCAAGCGAGGAGAUGACAUUGGAAACGAAAAACAGGAAACGGAAAGGCAGGAAUUUACUGCGGAGCAGAAGUCGCUCGUGUGUUCCGGCGCCGCAUGUUCCACACCCGACUCUGCGAGGGACAGCGUUUUUAUAAGUUCCGAAGAAGUAGACUUUUCUGUGGAGGUUCAAAAACUCCUGAAGGGUGAAGAUAUCAAGUUUAUUGAUGAAAAUGACUGAUAUUACGAAACGUUAAGUUACGUAUAUAAGUUAAGUCGAAGCUCGCUUUGCCGAAAUCGUUGAUACCUUGGGAAAUACUUCGAGGUGAUGAACAUUCGAUAAAACUGAAAUACAAAACAUGUCUUACUAAACCAAAUGCAAUCGAAAUGUUCGACAUAACCAGACCAUCGAGAUAACAGAGUUCGACAUAACGAGUUUCGACUGUAAUUAUUCUAUUAAAUUAAAUUCUAAACUAAGAUGCUCAAUGUACGUUUUGGAUACUGUAUGCACACAUGUACAUGUAUAUAUACACUGUUUUGUUCACCCGGGAACAUUUAAAUUAUCAUGAUUAUACUAUGUAUAAAGAAUGUAUUCCUAAAUGAUAUUAUGAACUUUCGAUUAUUGUCCGAUAGGAAGUCCGAUUUUCAAACACUAGUAAAAGCAUACAUCAUUUUUAAUAACUUUGGAUGCUUUGUGGUAAAAUGAGUUGAGACUGAGAUUGAGAUUUUCGAAAUAAUUGAGAUCUGGCUCCAAUAUCACAUAAAUACUUCAUAUUUAGACUCUCACAUAAAUGUAAUAACACACAUGCGUUUGGUAUUUAUAAGUACGACUGGUGUUUUUGCAACAUCCUUUCAUUUGAAUUCAAGUUUUGGCAUUGUACUUAUUUUAAGAAUUCAUAGCAAUUUUCAUCAGCUGAUAUUUAACUAAUAUAAAAUCAGUAAAAAGUAUAUUAGUGUUUUUUAAUAUUAUAUAUAACUUCAAACUUAUUUUUAUUUUUCUAUUUAUAAAAAAAGAUACAGUCAAUACUUGCUAUUUCGAAGUCGUUCGGGCCUCGACAAUAACUUCGAGACAACGAACAUUUGAUAUAACCGAAUAACAAAACACGUCUAACCAAACCAAACACAUUCAAAAUAAGUUCGACAUAGCCAGAACAUCGAGAUAACAGAGUUCGACAUAGCGAGUUUCGACUGUAUUAUGAGAUGUAUCCUAUAUUCAAACAUUGAAAUUACGUUCCAGCAUUUCUACUUGUUCAUGCGAAUGCCCGAGUUCUACGUUUCAUGUUACGUUUUGUACUUUUAUAAACCAUCUUGCACGUGCAAAUGGUGUGUUUUCCGUGCGUGCAAUUUGUUAUCAUGUAAAUUUACAAACUGAAUGUAUGUUGCAAAUAUAAAAUAAAUUAAAGAAUUAUAUAAAG
Molecule: messenger RNA, 1614 nt
Organism: Mya arenaria
Lineage: Eukaryota; Metazoa; Mollusca; Bivalvia; Myida; Myidae
Exons: 2
Coding region: 54-440 (128 amino acids)
Source: RefSeq, a predicted model, not a curated record